GCUUGUUGUAGUUGACGAUUAGCCGGCCCGUGCCGUGCACUGUGUCCGCGUCAAUUAACUGAAGGAUAAGCUACUUUCUCUAUUUAAAGAUGUCGAAAAGACAUCGUCUGGACCUGGGCGAUGACUACUCCUCCAGUAAAAAGCGGUCUGACGGGAGAGACAGGGACCGUGACAGAGACCGUGAGGACCGCUCCAGGGACAGGGACCGAGACAGAGACCGCGACAGAGACAGAGAUCGUGACAGAGACUCAAAGCCAUCCAGCAUCCCUUCUAACAGCAAUGCUGUGGGUAUAGGCUUACCACCUCUCAAGCAGAUGGCUGUGCAGCAGCAGAUUAAUCCAUUCACUAAUCUGCCACACACACCACGAUACUAUGAGAUCCUGAAGAAGAGGUUACAGCUUCCAGUGUGGGAAUACAAAGAAAGCUUCAAUGAUAUCAUCACACGCCAGCAGAGCUUUGUCCUGGUGGGAGAGACUGGCUCUGGGAAGACAACGCAGAUCCCACAGUGGUGUGUGGACAUGGUGAGAGGCUUGCCUGGUCCGAAGCGGGCCGUAGCCUGCACUCAGCCAAGGAGAGUGGCAGCUAUGAGUGUCGCUCAGAGGGUGGCAGAUGAAAUGGACGUCAUGCUUGGACAGGAGGUUGGCUACUCCAUCCGAUUUGAGGACUGCAGUUCUGCAAAGACAAUACUAAAGUACAUGACAGACGGUAUGUUACUAAGAGAGGCCAUGAAUGACCCGCUACUGGAGCGAUACGGUGUCAUCAUUCUGGACGAGGCCCACGAGCGAACUCUGGCCACAGAUAUCCUGAUGGGCGUGCUGAAGGAGGUGGUUCGUCAAAGAUCAGAUCUGAAGGUGAUUGUCAUGAGUGCCACGCUUGACGCCGGGAAGUUUCAAGUGUACUUUGACAACUGCCCUCUGCUGACUAUCCCUGGACGAACGCAUCCUGUGGAGAUCUUCUACACUCCCGAGCCGGAGCGCGACUACCUGGAGGCAGCGAUCCGCACCGUCAUCCAGAUUCACAUGUGUGAGGAAGACGAGGGUGACUGCCUUCUUUUCCUCACUGGUCAAGAGGAAAUCGAUGAAGCCUGCAAACGGAUAAAACGCGAGGUGGACGACCUCGGGCCUGAAGUCGGAGACAUAAAAAUCAUUCCCCUCUAUUCCACGUUGCCCCCUCAGCAGCAACAGAGGAUCUUUGAACCGCCUCCUCCAAGGAAGCCCAACGGCGCAAUCGGAAGAAAGGUUGUGGUAUCGACAAACAUUGCUGAGACUUCUCUAACAAUCGAUGGCGUUGUGUUUGUGAUUGAUCCUGGAUUUGCCAAACAAAAGGUGUACAAUCCUCGCAUCAGAGUGGAGUCUCUGCUGGUCACAGCCAUCAGUAAAGCUUCUGCCCAGCAGAGGGCAGGACGAGCCGGCAGAACACGGCCAGGGAAAUGUUUCCGCCUCUACACAGAGAAGGCCUACAAAACAGAGAUGCAGGAUAACACAUACCCUGAGAUUCUCCGGUCAAACUUGGGGUCUGUAGUCCUGCAGUUGAAGAAGCUGGGUAUCGAUGAUCUUGUGCACUUUGACUUCAUGGACCCACCUGCUCCUGAGACGCUGAUGAGGGCCCUGGAGCUGCUCAAUUACCUCGCUGCCCUCAACGACGACGGUGACCUGACGGAGCUGGGCUCCAUGAUGGCGGAGUUUCCUUUGGACCCCCAGCUGGCCAAGAUGGUCAUUGCGAGCUGCGAGUUUAACUGCUCCAACGAGAUCCUUUCCAUUACUGCCAUGUUGUCAGUCCCACAGUGCUUUGUCCGUCCAACGGAGGCUAAGAAGGCGGCCGACGAGUCCAAGAUGAGGUUUGCUCACAUUGACGGAGACCACUUGACGCUGCUCAACGUCUACCACGCCUUCAAACAAAACCAUGAGUCUAACCAGUGGUGCUACGACAACUUUGUCAACUACCGUUCGCUGAUGUCUGCCGACAACGUGCGGCAGCAGCUGUCCAGGAUCAUGGACCGCUUCAACCUGCCUCGCCGCAGCACAGAGUUCACCAGCAGAGAUUACUACAUCAACAUCCGACGGGCGCUCUGCACCGGGUUCUUCAUGCAGGUGGCGCACUUGGAGCGCACAGGCCAUUACCUCACAGUCAAAGACAACCAAGUGGUCCAACUUCACCCCUCCACAGUCCUCGACCAUAAGCCCGAGUGGGUGCUCUACAACGAGUUUGUCCUCACCACCAAGAACUACAUCCGCACUUGCACAGACAUCAAGCCAGAGUGGCUGGUGAAGAUCGCGCCGCAGUACUACGAAAUGAGCAACUUCCCACAAUGUGAAGCGAAAAGACAACUGGAGCGAAUUAUUGCCAAACUAGAAAGCAAAGAGUAUUCCCAGUACUGAACAAAAGCCAACAAGUGUCCUGGAAAUCAGUCGCAUACUUUAGUUUUAGAUCUUUCUGUACCGUUGUAUCUUAAUGUUUUGCUCAUUUUGCUUUUUUUUUUCUUUUUAUUCCCCAUCAACUUUAUUUCUGUAACUAACUGUAAGGCCAGCAGAAAAUGAAGACCAGUCACUGAGACCUGGUGAGAAUAAUUCCCAAAAGAAAUAUCACAAGCAUGUCUUUUCAAUGUGGCUAAAUCCUUUUAGGGAGACUACUGAGUCAUAGCAAAGAUCUGUGCUUGCUUUGUUUCUUUAAUAAAGGAGCUUUGAGUUAAUUUCUGUCUAUAAAUGAAUUGGUAAAGACAGUCAUUGCAAAUGUAGUGUAGUUUUUUUUUUCUUUUUUUCCCCUCUGCGAAAGUAUGUACAUAGGCGAAGAGUCGACACCUCCCAUCAUGUUAAUGCAUAACAUCGGUUAUUCAGUGUGUUUUCUUCCAAGUUCCUAGCAGUUUGUAACAGUUCAACUUGCCUUUCUUGUAUUAAACAACACGAUGUUCCUCUUGUGACAUCCGCUGUUCCUGCAGA
Salarias fasciatus (jewelled blenny) is the source of this 2936-nucleotide messenger RNA. Its product is annotated as pre-mRNA-splicing factor ATP-dependent RNA helicase DHX15. The transcript is spliced from 14 exons. The record is from RefSeq and is a predicted model, not a curated record. Lineage: Eukaryota; Metazoa; Chordata; Actinopteri; Blenniiformes; Blenniidae. Bases 90 to 2378 code for a protein of 762 amino acids. Gene Ontology annotation, molecular function: RNA helicase activity; RNA binding; ATP binding. Gene Ontology annotation, cellular component: intracellular anatomical structure; spliceosomal complex.